Glycine soja is the source of this 1655-nucleotide messenger RNA. RefSeq names its product protein cornichon homolog 1-like. NCBI's taxonomy places the organism in Eukaryota, Viridiplantae, Streptophyta, Magnoliopsida, Fabales, Fabaceae. The transcript has 6 exons. The record is from RefSeq and is a predicted model, not a curated record. Bases 655 to 1152 code for a protein of 165 amino acids. Gene Ontology annotation, biological process: vesicle-mediated transport.
UAGUUUAUUUUAAGUGCUCAAUUAGGUCCCUUAGUUUUGAGUAUGAAAUUGGGUCCUUUUGUCUUUUGAGUAUGCAACAAAAAAUCUCUCUCAGUCAAUGGCGCAGAGGCACCAUCGGAGCCCAACGCAUCGAAGCAAUAAAGAUCGCCGGUGCUCCCGUUGGAGGUGGGCAUGUGUGUCAUGUGCCAGUGGAGGGACAAUAAGUACCAACCCAUCAAAGUCAUCAAACGCCACAAGGUUCCCAGCACCAUCCCCGACGAUUACGGGUAUUAUGUCCAUUACACCGAGUUGGAGGCUGUUCUUGAUGAGAAAGUGGAGGAGAAGAUAAUGAUUAUAUUUUCUCCAAAUUGCACGACAACAUUGUUUGAAAGCAUGCUCAAAGAGGUCCAAUUGACGUAGUUGUCAUACAAGGAAUGUGGAAGGGUGAAGAGGUGAACGCUUGCAACUUUACUCUUACUUUUUCAACAGGCGAGGAGGCGAACAAAGAAUCCGUGAAAAGAUUCAUGCACUCCAACUCGCCCACACUCUUUUCCCAACUCGUCACUCUCACAACAUAAUCCUCACUUUUUGAAAUUUCAAAUCGGUUCGGUUCGGUUUCUAACAUACCUUCACAAAACCCUACUUUGCUCCGCUCCUUCUUUUCUCACUCAGUAAAUGGGUUGGAAUCUCCUCUUCUGGCUCGUCAUUUGUUUCCCUGCCAACAUUGCCCUUCUCGCCUCCACUUUCUACCAGGUUUUGAUCCUGUCGGAUUUGGAAUCUGAUUACAUCAACCCGUUCGACGCGGCGUCGCGGAUUAACUACUUCGUCCUCCCGGAGUACGUUGGGCAGGGAGCGCUGUGUGCCCUCUGCCUCUUCACUGGCCACUGGUUCAUGUUUUUGCUCACUGUUCCUGUUACUUGCUAUCAUCUCAGGCUGUAUGUGAAAAGAGAACAUCUUAUUGAUGUUACUGAAGUGUUUAGGGUACUUAAUGCUGAGAAGAAAUAUCGGAUAGCAAAACUUGCUUUAUACUUAACGGUUCUCAUUGUUACUAUCUUCAGGUUGAAAUCUCACUAUGUGUUCUCCUUACUUUUCCAACUCCUUUCCAUCUCUCCUUCAUGGGUCUCCCUGUGCGCUACCCCCAGGACCCACCUUUGCGGUAGAUCCUCCCCUUGAUCUGUGGAAAAAAAAAAAAAAGAGAUGAGAACCUUGAAUUCUCCUAAUUGCUAAAUGUAUUUUGGUUAUAAGCAUGUUGCUAAUAUAUUGGAAAGCAAGAUAGCUUUUUAUAAUUAAUCAAAACAAUAAACAUUUGUCUGUGUGUGUGUGUUUAUUUUAUCGGGACCAUUGUAUCCUCCUAUUUGUUGACUUUUAGAAUUUCCUUGACACAAGAAAUAAGUUAGGGUUUUCUGUGUCUAUCUAUCUUGUUAUCUUUUUGUUAUAAACCACUCCAGUCAAUAUUAUGCCAAAGAAAUUUAAAUAUGUUUUCACUUGCCCUGACUUAAAAUUGGAAUGCUUUUCCUCCUUUUUGCUCUUAUGGUGUUUUCUUAAAUUUUCCUUCCCUUGGGAAAAUAAAAUGGACAAUUUCCCUUCGGGUAUCUGAAAUAUUCUACGCUUAUUCUUGCAAGCUUCAUUCUUCAUGGCUAAAUUUUUAACUCCCCCAACCUGAAGGUAAACUUUUC